Messenger RNA from Myotis brandtii (Brandt's bat), 2167 nucleotides. It is a transcript of the gene CCDC120, whose product is annotated as coiled-coil domain containing 120. The record is from RefSeq and is a predicted model, not a curated record. Lineage: Eukaryota; Metazoa; Chordata; Mammalia; Chiroptera; Vespertilionidae. The transcript has 11 exons. The coding region runs from base 259 to 1986 and encodes 575 amino acids.
GUAGGCUGGGCCAUUGCCUAGUGGGAGGCGGUCUAGGCAGCUGCCACUGCACUCACUGCUCACCGCCACUACCAGAGGGAGCCGGGCCUGGUGGAGACAACUAUUUUUUCAGGUGAGAAUCCUGACUGGCCCAUGGGCCUCUGAGGAGGCAUCAUAAGUCUGCCCAGCUCCCCACUUGCUGUGCUCCCACUCAAUGGGAAGGGAACCAAGGCCUUAUCCCACCAUAAGCCACGGCCUCGGCCUCUUGACAACACCAGGAUGGAAGUCAAAGGUCAGCUGAUCACCUCUCCCACUUUCAAUGCCUCAGCUGCCCUGUUUGGGGAGGCCACUCCCCAGGUGAAGUCAGAGCGUCUGAGGGGACUGCUUGACCGGCAGCGGGCUCUACAGGAGGCCCUGAGCCUGAAACUUCAGGAGCUACGCAAAGUGUGCCUCCAAGAGGCGGAGCUGACUGGCCAGCUGCCCCCUGAGUGCCCGCUGGAGCCUGGUGAACGGCCGCAGUUGGUCCGACGGCGGCCCCCUGCAGCCCGAGCCUCCCCCCCACCGCCCCCCAACCCAGCGCAUCAUUCCUUGUGCCCUGCUGAGGAGCUGGCCCUCGAGGCUCUGGAGCUCCGAGCCCGCCUCGGUCUCCCCGUGCUCCCGCUGUCCACAGGGGCAGUCAUCACAGCCCAGGGUGUCUGCCUGGGCACACGCCUCGCUCAGCUCAGCCAAGAGGAUGUAGUUCUCCACUCAGAGAGCAGCUCCCUCUCAGAGUCUGGGGCCAGCCACGAUAAUGAGGAUCCUCGUAGCUGCUUCCCUCUGGCUGAGCGCCCCUCGCCGCCCAAGACCUGGGACCAGCUGCGGGCAGUAUCUGGGGGCAGCCCUGAGCGGCGAGCCCCAUGGAAACCACCCCCGUCAGAUCUUUAUGGUGACCUGAAGAGCCGACGGAACUCCGUGGCCAGCCCCACCAGCCCUACACGCUCGCUGCCCAGGAGUGCCUCCAGUUUUGAGGGGCGAAGUGUGCCUGCCACCCCUGUUCUCACCCGGGGCGCUGGCCCCCAGCUCUGCAAACCUGAAGGCCUCCAUUCACGCCAGUGGUCUGGUAGCCAGGACUCCCAGAUGGGCUUCCCCCGGGUGGACCCGGCCUCGGACCACCGCGCCUCGCUCUUUGCAGCUCGCACCCGCCGUAGCAACAGCUCCGAGGCCCUGCUAGUGGACCGGGCAGCUGGGGGUGGAGCUGGCUCCCCACCUGUGCCUCUGGCUCCCCCUGCCCCUGGUCCCCCAGUCUGCAAGAGCAGCGAGGUGCUGUAUGAGCGCCCCCAACCAGUCCCUGCCUUUUCCUCCCGCACAGCUGGCCCCCCAGAUCCUCCCCGGGCUGCCCGGCCGAGCUCAGCUGCCCCUGCCUCCCGUGGGGCCCCCCGGCUCCCACCUAUGUGCGGGGACUUCCUCUUGGACUAUUCCCUGGACCGGGGCCUGCCCCGAGGUAUUGGUGGGCCAGGCUGGGGGGAGCUGCUGCCUGCAGCUGAGGUCCCAGGACCCUUCUCCCGCCGGGAUGGGCUCCUCGCCAUGUUCCCAGGCCCACCACCCAUGUAUGCAGCUGACGGCAGCAGCCCCCUCCUCCGCAGCAAGGACCCCCACACCCGGGCCACCCGCACCAAGCCCUGUGGCCUGCCCCUGGAUGCCGCAGAGGGUCCAGAGGUGCAUCCAAACCCCCUGCUGUGGAUGCCCCCACCCACCCGUAUCCCUCCAGCUGGUGAGCGCAGUGGCCACAAGAACCUUGCCCUGGAGGGGCUACGGGACUGGUACAUCCGGAACUCGGGACUGGCCUCGGGGCCCCAGCGCCGGCCUGUGCUGUCCCACAUGGGCCCGCAGCACCCACCCUUCCUCCACGCCCGCUGCUAUGAGGUGGGCCAGGCGCUGUAUGGGCCCCCCAGCCAGGCACCCCUCCCGCAUUCGAGGAGUUUCACGGCGCCCCCUGUCUCCGGCAGGUAUGGGGGGUGCUUUUACUGAUGGGUAGGGGGUCUCUUCAGGUAGAGGGCAAAGGUCUCCGGGCUAAAAGGGGGUGAGCGCCAAUGACUUGGACCAUGGGCCCUGCCUGACCUACAUUAGUCCAUGGGGUCUCGGUGGAGGGGUAUCUUGAGCCCUGGGAGCAGCAGUUCCUUGCCAAGAUAUAGAAGAAUUUUAAUAUUUU